CCCCUAACCACGGCUCUUAGCGAGCGUCAGCGAGCGUGAGAUCUUUUUAGCGAGGGAAGCGAGCUACACUCCUGCCCACCACAGUCCGUCAUCCUCGUCGCGAGCGGAGUGAGCAGGGUGUCGUUCAUCCGCCGCUUAACCAUCCGUCGCCCAACCAUCCGAUCUUGAGCCUUCGGACAGCAAGGAUCAAUGGGGGAUGGACCCGACUUCGAACCCUACUGGCGGCAGAUUCCUUGUUUUUGUUCUCGGUUUUUUUUGGGGUCCCUCGCGAUUGAUAUUUUCUUCCCGAUUUCCCGAUUUCAGGCCCCCAUGGAACCAUUCGAUUUGAAUUCUCCCGGAGACGAGAACGAUCUUUUCAGUCCCACACGAGCAAACGGAUAUGUGAGCGCCCACAACUCGGACAUUGAGGAAGACGAGUACCCCGAAGCCUCACCCACCGGCGACGCCCUCCAAGUCCCCACCGAGCACCACGGCAAACCCGACACAACCAUCGGCUCCACCAUCUCUUCCGCCAAUCGCUCCGAUCGGCCCAUAGACGCCGACGACGUCGUCCAACGCUUCGAGCAGGACGCGCGGCUGGUGGGUAUGAUCCAAAGCAAACGUGACCGCAAACCCAGCGCGGUAAGGGGGAGCAAUGAAGCGAUCCAUGAUGCCGCUGCGAAUCACCACCUCAGCGCUCCAGCCGCCCCACGUAAGCGAACACCCAGCAGUGCUGGUCUCGGCGAAGACACGCACGCCACCCCAUCCGAAUCCCCCACGAAAGACGGACACGGCCCUCCCUCAGCCGUCGUAUCAGACAAACCCCCCUCGGAGCUCCCAAUCGACGCAGAGGACGUGAUCAAAUCCUUUGCGCAUGAUGCGAAUCUGGUCGGGAUGAAGCAGGCGGAUACGGAUAAGAAUCCGAGCGCGCAGGGGAUUGUGGAGACGUCAUUGCCCGGGAUGCCCGAGCCGAGGAAGACGGAGGAUGAUGUGAGGCCUGGGAAGGGCGCAGUGGUGGACGAUGGACAGGUGAAACCGGCUGUGAGGGAGGCGGAGGAUCUGUCGGUUUCGUCACUACAGCCUGAACCAAUCGACAGCCCCACCGAAAAGACGCUAAUCACCCCAGCAACCCCCUCCGACCAAGAAUUCAGUCCAACCGGCUCCGAAAAGCCCAAACUCUUCCACUCGAUCUCCUACCCCGUCACCUCCGAAUACCAAGAACGCCGGCGCGGCAGCCAUACUCGCUCCAGCUCUGUGGGCAUGCGCGGCGGCGGCGGCGAAGACGCCAGCGCACCCCUCGACUCGGUCGACGAGAGCGCGCUCAACUCCUCCUAUAUCCUGAAACGGGCAAACACGGGCCCUCUGAGUGAUACGGAGGUGGAGUAUGCCGACUACAACGCUUCCGUGAAUGCCAAGAACGGGAAGAAGGGUGGGAAAGGGUGGGGCUGGAGAUGGAGCGGUGCUCAGAACGAAGGGGAGAAAAAGCUGCUCAAAGGCGACGGCGGCGAACCCCUCGACGCAGACUCGCAACCCCGCCUCACGAACAUGUCCGUCGACGAAAAAGUCAACAACUACCUCGCUGGCCUCCCCGACGAAAAUAACCCCCGCACCCACUCCCCCAUCUCAACCCCCAACCCCGACUCCCCCUCCAAAGACAACCUUGACCAGCCCAACGGCGGCGACACCUACACCCCCGGCGAAGGCCUCAGCGUCGCCUUCAACCACGACGUCGAGCUGGAGAUCUCUAUGGUACCCUACGACCGCGUCAUUUCCCUUCGCCCGCGGGACGCCGACGAGCUGUUCAACAAGAACGUGGUCGGGUACGAGGCGUUUGCCAAAACCCCCGAAUUGUUCGCCGACACAUCACUCACGCUGCGGAUUAACGGGCAUUACUUCAACUGGGCGGUCGCGGGACCGAUGAUCAUGUCGAAUUUGGCGUUCAAGAAACCGUUGCCCGAGGAUCUGGUUAGGAAGCUCGUCCGCGCGCAUUCGAGGCCGGGGCUUUCGCCGGAUAAUAGGCGGUAUAGCUUUAAUCAGUUUAAGACGUGGUGGACUAGGGGCAGUAAGGAUAACAAUGGCUCGGACGAGAAAGACAAAAGCAAAUCCUCCCCGGAACCCAAAGACCUCAACGGCAACAGUCCGACGCCACCAUCCCCCACGGCCCAGAUCAGCGCAGAAGACGAAGGCCCGAUGAAGGAGCCGAACCAGACGCCGGCGGCGCCGACCGAUAAAUUGAAGGAGCAGCUGGAGGAGCAGCGGUCGUUCCCGAUGCAUUUUGCGAAAUCUUUGCGGUUGACUUCGGAGCAGUUGAAACAACUAAACCUCCAACCCGGCCCAAACACCAUCACCUUCACCGUCUCGCAGUCGGCAGCCUCCGUCUCCGCCAAGCUCUUCCUCUACGACCACAACUGCAACAUCGUCAUCUCCGACAUCGACGGCACCAUCACCAAAUCCGAUGCACUCGGGCAUAUUUUUACGAUGGUGGGGAAGGAUUGGACGCAUUCGGGGAUUGCGAGCUUGUAUACCAAUAUAAGGAAGAAUGGGUAUCAUAUUUUGUAUUUGACUAGUCGGGCUAUUGGGCAGGCCGGCGCAACCCGCGAAUAUCUCUCCAAAAUCGAACAGAACGGCCACCAGCUCCCCGAAGGCCCCGUCAUCAUGUCCCCCGACCGUCUCUUCGCCUCCUUCCACCGCGAAGUCAUCCUCCGCAAACCCGAGGAAUUCAAAAUGGCCUGUCUGCGCGAUAUCAAACGCCUCUUUGUCGAUCGGACACCCUUUUACGCGGGCUUUGGGAACCGGAUCACUGAUGCGCUGAGUUAUCGCUCGGUUGAUGUACCCAGUAGUCGAAUAUUCACGAUCGAUUCGACGGGCGAGAUCAAAUUGGAGCUGCUUGCGAAUUAUAAGAGCUCGUAUAUCAAGCUGAAUGAUCUGGUCGACCAGAUCUUCCCGCCGAUCGGACAGGAGAAAGUGACCGUCUCGGAUUUCAACGAUUGGAAUUUCUGGAAGUCGGAUUUACCCAAGAUUGAGUUGCCGGAUGUUGAUGACGCGGACGUCGAUGCGGCGGGGAGGGGGAGGAGGGGGGGUGGCAAGAAGGGUGGCAAACCCCCCAACAUCAACAAUAACAAGAAUGGGAAGAAGCAGGGAAAGAAUUUGGCGAAACCGGCGUCAGAUGAAGAAUACGAUGAAGACGAGGACGAGUUCACGGACGACGAAGAGGCGUAUGAGGACGAGGAUAUGUAUGACGACGAGGACCUUGACGAGGACGAGUUUACAGAUGAUGAGGACGAUGAACACUUCCAUCAACAUAACGGGACCGCAAACGCCCAUACCACCUCCCCCACACAUCCAAGUGCAGUACCCAUCCCCCACGGCACAGGUCUAAUCACAACGAGACACCCCGUCGGGUCACCCAAGGCGGAGGAGGGAGAGGAUGUGGAUGUGAGGUUCCCUGGGGGUAUGCAGAGGGGGAACACGGUGAGGAUGGGGAGUCUGGAGCGGGAGAAGGUGGAGAGGGUUUUGGGACGGGCGGAUAGUGCGCCGGCGAGAGUUGUUAGUCCUGUGCGGAAGUGAAGGUACCGACCGAUGCUACCCCACGCAAUCUCGGGGGCGGUGACCCCCAUAGUCUCGCUAGUUCAUAGCGCCAACCCCCCCUAAUCAAUCUCCAUAGACCCCACCCCCCUGGCCUUCGUUUUUGGCAGAUUCCUCCACCCCCCAUAAACUACGUCGCUCUUACAUACGCCUCCAUAUCCUGCAUCACCUUUAUAGACAUAUAUAUCUAACUCUUCCUAUGGGAGAGCUUUCCGUGCAUUCAUUGAUGCACAUACCAAGACAGCUAUUUCAUUCCAGAGAUUCUCAGGAAUGUUACUCAUGCA
Messenger RNA from Fimicolochytrium jonesii, 3848 nucleotides. RefSeq names its product Lipin/Ned1/Smp2-domain-containing protein. Gene Ontology annotation, cellular component: nucleus. The coding region runs from base 190 to 3546 and encodes 1118 amino acids. Gene Ontology annotation, biological process: fatty acid catabolic process; triglyceride biosynthetic process. Gene Ontology annotation, molecular function: phosphatidate phosphatase activity. The record is from RefSeq and is a predicted model, not a curated record. Lineage: Eukaryota; Fungi; Chytridiomycota; Chytridiomycetes; Spizellomycetales; Powellomycetaceae. The transcript is spliced from 5 exons.